AUGCUUUGCUCCUGCGCAAUCCAUGCCUGCGCGAACUCGUUUAUUCUGAUAAAUAAGACCGAGGCGGACCAGACAAAGCCAGAGCCUUUGUAUCAGAACAGCAGAGUCCGACAGUCAAAUCAUACCUACAUAACAUUAAAGCUUAAUCUAGAUCUACUAUGUCCACUCAGUGAAUUGGCCAACGGCACGCCGCACAUCCCGGUUAGAGACAUGUGCGCCUGGGUUGACUGCCCACUCGCCCAUGAUAAUUAUCAGGUUAUCUCCAUCCUCACCGGACGGAGCUGGAAGAUAGAAUCCUUCCAUAUCUGUAAGCAGUACAAGACACUCGCGGUGAUAGAGAAACAAAAGCAUGCUGGAGCAUAUCCAGAAUAUCAGUUCUCGCUGUCAAGUAAGAAGAAACAAUCGCGGACUGGAAGACCCAGUUCUCAGAAAUUAAUAUUAUAUUUAGAGAUAUUUUCCAAAGUCAGCUAA
Molecule: messenger RNA, 471 nt
Organism: Aspergillus vadensis CBS 113365
Lineage: Eukaryota; Fungi; Ascomycota; Eurotiomycetes; Eurotiales; Aspergillaceae
Exons: 4
Coding region: 1-471 (156 amino acids)
Source: RefSeq, a predicted model, not a curated record